AUAAUAACACACCAACGACAAUAGUAUCAUCAACUUGCUGUGUCUGUUUCUUUCUUUUCUUCGACUCGUUCUUUCGAACCCCAAUAACAUGUUCACACUAAAACACCCAGUUUCAAUUUUUCUAAAAUAAUAAUAAUAAUAAUAUCUUAGAAAUAUUAAUGUCAAAUUAAUAAUUGAUUUAUCUUCCGAUUUGGUUGUUGAGCUGACCUGCACUUGCCGUGUCGUGCGUUCUUCGUAACAUCGACUCUCUCUCUCUCUGCGAAAAUGUCUUCAGAUUUCAGUUGAGUUGAGUUGAGUGAGUCUUCUCUUUUCAGAUUAAAUUCUCACUUCAUCAACCAAAAUAGGGACUUUGUCAUUUUCUUCAACUCACACAAGCUGAACCUUUUUCCGAUCAAACGAUCUAUUUUAAUUUAACUACUAUAGUGUGAUUCUGGUAAGGUUGCGAUGAAGUGUUUUCCAUUCUUAAUUUACUAUGGAGAAAAAAAGGGUGAUGCUAAGAGCUUGCGAUCACUAUCGGGUCUGUCGAACAAUUCUACUUACGGUGGGAGUGACGUGCGGAGAACUGGUUCUGAAUUGAAUUCUCUAGACGCCUCAGACAAUAGCACAGACUCCCUUAGGAGGAAUGCAUUUCCCAAUUUGUCCCAAAGACCAAGCAGCCUCAGAGUAUUUACCGUAUCCGAACUGAAAUCAGCCACCAAGAAUUUUGGUCGCUCUGUUAUGCUUGGAGAAGGUGGAUUCGGGUGUGUCUACAAGGGAUUGAUCAAGAGUGUAGAUGAUCCACCUAGAAAAAUUGAAGUUGCAGUAAAACAACUCGGUAAAAGAGGAAUUCAGGGGCAUAAGGAAUGGGUAACUGAAGUGAAUGUUCUGGGUAUUGUUGAGCAUCAUAAUCUUGUGAAACUAGUGGGCUAUUGUGCUGACGAUGAUGAAAGAGGAAUCCAGCGGCUUUUGAUUUAUGAAUAUAUGCCGAAUGGAAGUGUGGAACACCAUUUAUCCUCGCGAUCAGAAACUCCUCUCCCGUGGAGUAGGAGACUGAAAAUAGCUCAAGAUGCUGCUCGUGGAUUAACGUACCUGCACGAGGAAAUGGAUUUUCAGAUAAUUUUCAGAGAUUUCAAAUCGUCAAAUAUCCUUCUGGACGAGCAUUGGAAUGCAAAGCUGUCUGACUUCGGAUUAGCAAGAUUGGGACCAUCUGAUGGGUUAACUCAUGUCUCAACUGCGGUUGUAGGAACAAUGGGAUAUGCAGCUCCUGAAUAUAUUCAAACUGGACGUCUCACUUCAAAGAGUGAUGUAUGGGGCUACGGUGUCUUCCUUUACGAACUCAUUACCGGAAGACGCCCUUUAGAUCGAAAUCGCCCCAAGGGCGAGCAAAAGCUCUUGGAAUGGAUAAGACCUUAUCUUUCAGAUGGGAAGAAAUUUCAAAUAAUAUUGGAUCCAAGACUUGAGAGGAAACACCUCCUCAAGUCGGCCCAAAAACUUGCCAUGAUAGCUAACAGAUGCUUGGUCCGAAACCCAAAGAAUCGCCCGAAGAUGAGUGAAGUAUUAGAAAUGGUGGAUAGGAUUGUCGAGUCUUCGGUGAGUGCUAAUCAACAGCCGCCCUUGAAUAGUGUAGCCUCGGCAGAUGAUUCUCAGGACGCUGAAAUAAAGAACAAGAAGAGAAUUAUGGAUCCAAAACCAGAGUCAGAUUGGAAUUGGUUUAGGAUGUGGAGACCAAAGCUUUUAAGAACAAGUUGAAUUAUUGCAAAUUUAAAUGGAUCAAAGCUAUGAUUUGCAUGUAGAGUUUCUUUAUGACGAGAAUUAUUUAUCUAUAAUUACCAUUUUUAUGGCAUAUAUUCAAGUAGUUGAGAGGAACAAAUUGUGAAUUUCAUGGUAGAAGUUGAAAUUUUGUGAUAUGCUAGCUAAGUUGAUGAGCCUAAUGUAUCUGGUUGAUAUUGAUCUCAUGAAGCCAUGAUGGUGCUGAAAAUGAAAAUUAGUCACUUUAAUUUAUGUAACAUAGCUAAGUUGUAAAUUCUAAAUGAUUCUAUUUAUGCACAUUGGAAUUUCAGUCCUUACAUAUAGAGAUCCCUAAUAUUUCCCGAGGUCUUGCAUGAAAUGUACAGAGAUUAUAUUAUGUUGUUAUACAAUAUACUGAAUUUUGUUGGUUUUCUA
This is a messenger RNA of Cicer arietinum (chickpea), 2142 nucleotides long. RefSeq names its product serine/threonine-protein kinase PCRK1-like. Gene Ontology annotation, molecular function: ATP binding; protein kinase activity. The record is from RefSeq and is a predicted model, not a curated record. NCBI's taxonomy places the organism in Eukaryota, Viridiplantae, Streptophyta, Magnoliopsida, Fabales, Fabaceae. Gene Ontology annotation, biological process: protein phosphorylation.